AAUCUGUUUUGGCCCCACCUCUUACUCAUUCUAAUUUCUGUAUCGGCAGGCAAUAAAUAAAUAAAUAAAUAAAUAAAUAAAAAACAAAUUUUCCUGAGGACCUUGCUCAAGACAGUUCUGGAUAUGGAACUUGCCCAGGAAAAGAAAAUCAUUUUCAGCAUAAUUUGCUAGCAUUAUGGUAGUUUAAUGUUGACACAUAGUGUAUUGUCCCAGGAAUUUUCUCUCACUGGAUUGAUAAAUCCAGCCAGGCAGCCAUCCAGUAAACAAUUUUUUACAAAAAUCACCAUGCUUACCACUGGGAGGGGGUGAGGGUGUUUAUUUUGGUAUAUACAGUGAUGUACAGAUUUAAGUUGCAUUUAGCAGAUUGCUAGGUAUUCCAGCACCAUUUACCAAGUGAACUUUCAUUUCCCCAUUAUCUGGGAAGACGUCCUUGAUUUCCUACAAAUAUUGAAUGUAGAACUUAUUUGUGCAUACCAGGCUCUGCCUUUGGGCUUUCUAUUCUGUCCCAGAGACCCAGUACCAGAAUAUUUAAAUCACUGUGUCGUUAACCACGUUUUAAUAUCUGAUAGGGCCAGUUUCUGCGCAUUGCACAUUUUUUUUUUUUCCCUUUCAGGAACGUGUUCAGGCCCGCGGCAGGGGGCGGGGUCGCGCCUCCUCCGUGGCUCUGGUUCCAGUGGAGCCUCACCGACGCGGAGAUGGAAAGCCCGAGGCUGCUCCCGCCUCGAGGGACACGACAGAGCGGCGGUGCUGGCAGCCCCGCGGGCGCCAGCCGGUUCCACGGCGGCCCUGACCCGCGGGCUGGCCAGGUCCCCGCGCGCCGCCUCCUGCUGCUCCGGGGCCCCCAAGAUGGCGGGCCCGGGAGGCGGCACGAGGAGGCCCGAGCGGCCUCACGGGGCCUGGGCCCGAGCCCGUUGGCGCCGAGGUCGGAUCACGCUGGCGGCGGCGGCGGCGGCGACAGCGAUGACUUCUUCCUGGUGUUGCUGGACCCGGCGGGUGGCGAUGUGGAGACCACGGGCGCCGGCCAGGCCGCAGGGCCUGUAUGGAGGGAGGAGGCCGAGUCGGUCCCACAGCUCCAGCAGGGUGAGAAUGGCGCGAAUCCCGCGGGCCGCCAGGCGCUAGGCCCCCGCUGCCUGUCCGCAGUCCCCGCCCCAUCCCCGGCUGAAAACCCGAUCCCCGCCCCAGGCCUGGGACCCGCCGCGGCCUUCACGGGCACCGUCACCAUCCACAACCAAAACCUGCUGUUGCGCUUCGAGAACGGUGUCCUCACCCUGGCCACGCCCCCGCCGCCAGCCUGGGAGCCUGGGGUCGCGCCUGCCCCUCAGCCUGGGGGUCUGAUGGCUCCGCAAGCGGGGGUCCCGCACGCCGCGCAGCCCAGCGACUGCCCGGAGCUGCCGCCCGACCUCCUGCUGGCGGAGCCGGCAGAACCGGCGCCCGCCCCCGCGCCUGAGGAGGAGGCAGAGGGCCGAGCCGCAGCCGAGAGUCCCCGCAGGCCGCUGGGCCCAGGCCCGGGCGUGGUGCUGUACCUGUGUCCCGAGGCGCAGUGCGGACAAACCUUCGCCAAGAAGCACCAGCUGAAGGUGCACCUGCUGACUCACAGCAGCAGCCAGGGCCAGCGGCCCUUCAAGUGCCCCCUGGGCGGCUGUGGCUGGACUUUCACCACCUCUUACAAGCUCAAGAGGCACCUGCAGUCGCACGACAAACUGCGGCCCUUUGGCUGCCCUGCGGAGGGCUGUGGCAAGAGCUUCACCACGGUGUAUAACCUCAAGGCGCACAUGAAGGGCCAUGAGCAGGAGAACUCGUUCAAAUGCGAGGUGUGCGAGGAGAGCUUCCCCACUCAGGCCAAACUCAGCGCCCACCAGCGCAGCCAUUUCGAGCCUGAGAGGCCGUACCAGUGCGCGUUUUCUGGCUGCAAGAAGACGUUUAUCACAGUGAGUGCCCUGUUUUCCCAUAACCGUGCCCAUUUCAGGGAACAGGAACUCUUUUCCUGCUCUUUUCCUGGCUGCAGCAAACAGUACGACAAGGCUUGUCGCCUGAAAAUUCACCUGCGGAGCCACACCGGUGAGAGACCUUUCCUUUGUGACUUUGACGGCUGUGGCUGGAACUUCACCAGCAUGUCCAAACUCUUAAGGCACAAAAGGAAGCACGAGGAUGACCGGAGGUUCAUGUGCCCUGUGGAAGGCUGUGGGAAAUCUUUCACAAGGGCUGAGCAUCUGAAAGGCCACAGCAUAACCCACCUGGGCACAAAGCCUUUUGUGUGCCCUGUGGAAGGCUGCUGUGCCAGGUUCUCUGCUCGCAGUAGUCUCUACAUUCACUCCAAGAAACACUUGCAGGACGUGGACACUUGGAAAAGCCGUUGCCCAGUCUCUACUUGUAAUAAACUCUUCACAUCCAAGCACAGCAUGAAGACCCACAUGACCAAAAGGCACAACCUCGGCCAGGAUCUCUUAGCUCAGCUAGAAGCUGCGAAUUCUCUUACGCCCAGCAGUGAACUUACCAGCCAGGGACAGAGUGAUCUCAGUGAUGCAGAGCUAGUGUCUCUCUUCUCUGAUGUGCCUGGCAGUAGUUCUGCUGCAGUGUUGGACACAGCAUUGGUGAACUCUGGAAUCUUGACUAUUGAUGUGGCUUCUGUGAGUUCAACUCUGGCAGGGAGCCUCCCUGCUAAUAAUAAUAAUUCCUUAGGGCAGGCUGUGGACCCUCGGGCCUUGAUGGCCACCAGUGACCUUCCUCAAAGUCUGGAUACCUCUCUCUUUUUUGGAACGACAGCCUCUGGUUUUCAGCAGAGUCCCUUAGAUAUGGAUGAUGUCCCAAGUCUAAGUGUGGGGCCAUUGGCAUCUCUGGGCUCUUUGACUAUGAAAAACUCAAGUCAAGAGCCCCAAGCUUUGACCCCCAGCAGUAAGCUAACAGUGGACACGGAUGCUCUGACUCCUUCAAGCACCCUUUGUGAAAACAGUGUCUCAGAACUACUGCCGCCAACCAAAGCAGAAUGGAAUGUACAUCCUGACUCUGACUUCUUUGGACAGGAGGAAGAAACCCAGUUUGGAUUCUCCUCCAAUCCAGCAGGAAACCAUGGUUCUCAGAAAGAAACAGAUCUUAUCACAGUGACUGGCAGCUCAUUUUUGGUAUGAACUAUUAAUUCCUUGCCACGUGGCUUAUUCUUAUGAAUUACACUCAAUUUUUAGGCUAGUCUGGACUAAAUGUUUAAUUUAUAAUCUUGACUCUGGAACUGUCAAGUUGUGUGACCCUGAGCAAGUCACUUAACCUAUCUGAGCCUUAAUUUCUUUAUUUAUAAAAUGAGGUGGUUUCAGUAGAUUAUUUCUAAGGUCUUUUAACUCUGUAUUUAAUGAUUUUGUGCUCUUUCUUGAAAAUUUUAGGAAAUCUUACCAUGAUUAACUAUUGCAUGUGCUUCUAAUGUAAUGAAAAUGCAUUGAGAGUUAAUGAUCAGAGAAUGUGGAACUGGUGUUUAACUCUAAAAUUUUAAUGGAAAUUUUACAGAAUGUCAAAAUAUUUCUGAAAUCUAGUGUUAGAGCUUAAAAAAAGAAAGCUAAAAAUAUGGGUUAGUUCUGCUUACCUCCUUAUCUUUCUAGCUGCUGCUGCUGCUGCUGCUUCUGCUGCUGCUGCUGCUGCUGCUGCUGCUUCUUCUUCUUCUUCUUCUUCUUCUUCUUCUUCUUCUUCUUCUUCUUCUUCUUCUUCUUCUUCUUUUCAUUGAAGGCUGUGUUGUGGAACGUGCCAGAGCUUUGAUAUGACUCAGACCCAGAAAUAUUGAUUUGGUGGUGAAUAAGUGGCCUUAUAUAAGUCAUUUAGCAUCAGUAAGCCUCAGUUUACUUGGUGCAUUGUAAACUUAUUUUUCUAUCCUAGGAGUUAGUUUUGGGCAUAGAAUGUUAUGUGUUUUGGCAUGUUUUAGUGAAUUUUUAUCACCUCUCCUGCUCCUCUCAUUCCUUCCUCAAAGAGGAGAAAUCAGUAUAAUUAAAUAUGACAUUUGUGCAGGCAAAAAGGUUUAUGAACGUUAAGAAGCAGGAAGGGAAUAUCUUUCUUCCACAAAUUAAGAAGGAUUUUUCUCCAUACAAUUCGUCUGUAACAUUGCCCCCAGGUCCAUCAGUCCGAAUUAUAUUAUCUUUGCUCUGCAUUCAAAGCCAGCCCAUAGAGUGAAUAUAUAGAGCCUGUGAUUCCAAGAAAAUCUGAGAACGGAUCAGAGUGACAUUUUCACCCUCUGUGUCCCAGAGAGCUCAUUGCUUGCCUUCUCCCUGAGUUGGAAUGAGAGGUUUCAUUUGCAUUUUGAGUAAAUAUUGUUUGUCUUACAUGAAUAUAGCAUUUUAUAGUUUAUGUAGCACUUUCACAACUUAUAUUUGAGCCUCACAGUAUUGUGAGAUAGUUGUGGCAAAGUUUUAACUAUAACUUAUAUUAAAAACUAAAAUUUACCUAACUCACAUUAUAAAUGAAUUUUAUAUUUAUUAUAUAUAUACAUAUAUAUAUCAAUUUCCAUUUUAUUCUUCUGAGUUUCAUGAUUGCUUUUGUUUAUAACCACUUUUUCUGUUCCACUGUAAUUGAUGUUUUUUCCCUUCUGCCUGCUCUGCUCUUUCUCCAACCAGUUCUCUAACUUGUGUGUAUCAAUGUCAUGAUCUCUUCUUUUUAAAUUUUAAUUAGGUCAUUUUCAUGGUCACCAUCUCUCAGCCAUUCCCAUCAUGGCCCAUUUUUUAGUCACAGUAUUUACUGCAAGUCUGAGUAUGCAGUACAAAAUUAUUUUCUGGAUUUAGAUGUCAGUGUGUUUCCAUAUAAAUAAAAUGAUAAUGGGGAUAUUUUUAUGUAAGGUUUUCAUAAGACAUGUUCUUUUACUUUUCUAAUUUUUUUCACCAUGUUGUUCUGCUAGCAAACACUCUUAGUUGCUCUGAAACAUUCUAACCCAUUACUGCUUGCAUGUAGAUGUUUGUGGAUGACAGAGCACUUUGGUAGUGCACUUUAUAAUUUGCCACUUUGAAAUGCAACUGUACUAUCUGGUUUUUAAAUUGGUUGUGCUCAUUCAGUGAAAAAGCAAGAGGUAUAUACAUAAAUUUGUAACUCAAAAGAGUGGUCAGAGUAUGAUUGUUUCUAACCAUUUAACAGUUCUCUCUCAGCACUUUGGAAAAAUUUUAAGCCCAUUUUGGAAAUGUGUUGUCAUUAGUUAAGUCCUCUUAAAUAGAUUUUUUUUUCUUUUCCUACAGAUAGGAAUAUGAGGCCUGAGGUAAACAUGCAGGUUAUAGGCAUCUGUUAAUAUAUAUAACCAUAAAUUAUUUCACUUUGUUUCUUUAAUCCCUCAAUCUUUUGCCCUACCAUUAGAGCUAUUAUAUUCUGUGGAAUUUUCCUUUUUUUUAAAGAUUUUAUUUAUUUGAGAGAGAACAAGUAGUGGGGAGGGGCAGAGGGAGAGAGAGAGAAAAAAACAAGAGAGAGAGAGAGGGAGAGGAGCAGACUUCCUGCUGAGCAGGAAGCCCAACACCAGGCUCCAUCCCAGGACCUGGAGAUCAUGACCUGAGCUGAAGGCAGAUGCUUAACCCACUGAGCCACCAGGAGCCCCUAUGUGGAAUUUUCAAUGGACAAAUUUUACUUCUUGAAGCUAAAAUAUCUUGUAAUUUUUUGUGGUCUCACAGUUUCUUUCAAUCAAUUUGUUCAAAAAAUUUCUUUUUCAAUACCAUUUUCCCAGUAUGAUGGUGGAAAUGGCGUGACAUUAUAGUCAGAAGUGACUACAAACAUAAUGGCUACAUUUCUGUUAGUGUUGGCAUAAAUAUGCCAUUUUAAAAAAAAUAAUGGGACAUGACUCAAUGUUUUCUCAUUUGCCUCACAAUGCCUCUUAAAUCCUUGGUUUAUGAAGAUUUUGCCAAUUGAAAACAGUAACAAAAUGCUUUGCAGAAAGGUUUGCAUCCAGGGAACUCUGUUGAACAUAUUCAUCAUGAGUUAAAAUAUGUUAAUCUUUUUUUUACCAUUAUUUCAUUAUAGUAUUGCAUAAUUCAAAGUCUUUAAUAGAAGUGAAACUUGAUAGAAUAUGAGGAUCACUUUUCUUUGUGGAUUAAAAGAAGACUUGGUAUAACAGGGUAUUCAUGACUAUUCUUUGAUUCCAGAUAAAACAUUGAUUAACUCCCUUUUUGGGAAUACUCAUAAUCCCUUAGUAAUUAUUGAUACCAAACAGAUACACUUGAUGAUAAUCUAGAUGUAAUUCACUCAAAAUAUGUGCUAAUUAAAAUAUAAGGCUGAACUGAAAUUUGUGUAUAUAUUGCUUUUGAACAAAAGAUUUUCUUGGCAAUUAAAAAAAAAUGUGUUGGGGACUUAGAGAACAGAUUAUCUAAACUCUUUGUCAGAACACAACGACAUCUAAGAGCAAAACACAUACUACAAAUGAAUUUUUAUAUUUGUCAGAUCUGGGCCUUUGGUAACAGUUAAGCUACGAACCUCACAGUAUAUUUCAAGUUAAUUUACUGACUACAUAAAAAAUACAAGGUAGAGUACUAGGAAUAUAGAUAAGAGUAGUAAAAUGUAAGCCAUAUCUCAAUUUUGGAAAGGACAUAGGAAUUCACAUAUUAAAUAUUUCACAACUAAACAAUACCAGGACACAUGAUUUCAGACACCAAGUUAAUGGCUUGGAGGAAAAGGAGGGGCAGUAUCUAUGCUUUAAUGGAUGGUUAGAUUUAGUUAUGUUGAAAAGAGAGUAGAUGAAUUCUAGCCAGGGAGAAAAGCACAAGAAAGAUUUGAAAUGGAAUAGGCCACACAACACUGGGAAAGACAAUCUAGUUCAGGGCUCAUGUUUGGUAAGUUCUGGGUGUUAGGGUUAGACUGCCAGUAUGGAGCCUAACUCUAAAGAGCUAUGAAAAUCAGUCAUAGUGGAUAGGACUUUAUUAUGGGCAUGGUUAAGACCCAGUGAAGAUAUUUAAGAAAGGAAAUCAAGUGAUAAAUAAAUAGAAAGUUUAAUAUAGUAGAAAUAUAUAAUGUAGAUUUGAUGGGGGGGAGAUAAAAUCAUUUAGGAGUCUAUUGUAAAAUAAUUUCAGGGUGCUGUGAUGAGGACCUGAAGAGAAAUCAUGGCAGGAAGUGAGAUUAAUUACAGAUAUUCCCAAACUGAGGAAAAAAAUAUAACUUGGUGACUCAUUGAAUAUAUGAGACACCCAUCAGAAAAAGAAAGCAAGAUGGGGUGCUUGGGUGUCUCAGUUGGUUAACUGACUGACUCUUGAUUUUGUUCAGGUCAGAUCUCAGUGUCAUGAGAUCGAGCCCCACGUCAGGUUCCAUGUGCUCAGCAGGGAGUCUGCUGGAGAUUUUCUCUCUCCCUCUCCAUCUACCCUCCUCCCUGCUUGCACUCUCUCACUCUCUAAAAUAAAUAAAUCUUAGAAAGCAAGAUCAGAAAUGACUAGGGAUUUCUUGGAGACUGUAAAAAAUUACAUUUCAUUAUCAUGAACAAGAAGGGUAUUGAAAUCUUUUCAGGAGUAUCUAUGGAAAGAUGAUUAAGGCAUGUUUAAUUCAUUAGGAAGUGAUAAAUUAUAGUUACCUACUCUACUGUAAACUAUACAUAUUGUGGAUUAUACCAUAAUCUCUUCCCUCCUUUGGAUAUUCCACAGAUGCUUUAUGGUUUUUAGUAAUAUAAUAAAUCAUUUCUCUAUAAUUUGGGAGAUGCUGUUUAGUCAUCCAUAUCAAUAUUUCCUCAAUAUAAACCUUGUUAGAUUAAGUUUUACCUGCAUUUUUCUCAGACUGGAAGAGACAGGACUAGGAUUGUCUAAAACUAACUUCCAUGUGAUCUUUGGGGCUCUUUCCUAAUAACCCCCUAUGUCAUUGACUCAUACGGUAUGAGAACUCAGUCACAGGAUAACAUCCUCUAUUAUCCCAAAAUAUUUUGUCCUUUUUAUUGUUACCCUUACCACUAUUGGUGAUAACUCAGAAGGAAUGGAGUCCAAAGAAAAAGUGAUAUUAAGUAAGUUAUAUUUUAAAAUAUUUCCAUCAUAAAAUAGUUUCCUAUCACAUUGUUCACAUUUUGUUGGAUUUCUUUCUUCCGUGUUUUUUGUUUUCAACAGAAGCAAAUAUUAAUAAAGGUGAAUAAGGAGAGAAUGAAUAAGACAUUUAAAAACUAGUUGAAAUAAUCCUAACCAUGGAGGGUAGUCAGUGAUUCUUAAGACCACUAGUAAGAUGUGAAUCCCUUGGGAAUAUCUCUUGUUACUACCUUAUUAAGCAGCUGACAAUUACUGAGUCCUUACUCUGUGUGAAACACUAUAAAUUAUAACACAAAAGUAUAUUUAAUCAGUUCACUUAAACAAGUACUUUUGAGCACAUAUUUGACAAGUUCUGUCUUUGUGCUCAUACACAUUAAGAUAUAGACAAAGAAAUCAUUAGGUAAUCAAAAUAAUAUAUAAUCAAGUUCUAAAUGUUUACAUUUUGGAAUAAUACAGAUUUAAAUAGAAUAGCAGUUGCCAUUCUCAGAAUGUGGAUUAUAGCAAUAAGGAAAAACUCAAAGCACAUAUCAUCAAAAAGUGUUUCAAAAAAUUUGAAGAAUCUAAAAUUUAAUCUGGGAUGCAGCAAUUAGGGUAAACUAUCCUAAAUUAAAAUUUGCACAGAACUUUGAAUGGUAGUUUAAAUAAUCACAGCAAAAUCCUUUGGGAAAUAAAUUUUAAAUUUUGCUUUAAGUUAUUCUAGAUUAGAAUUCUGGAUAUAGUCAGUGUUCAUCAAUGUACACAUACACAUAUCUGAAAGUGAUAUCUUGAAAUUGUAUAUUUUCAAAUGAAUUAGCAUGCAAAUAAAUGGCAUUAAGCUAAAUAAAAUUUCCUCAUAUUAGACGCAAAAGAAAACUUAAUUUUCUGAAAAAAAACACAGACUUUAAUUAGAAAGUAAUUAUUUCAUGCAAGUACACUAGUUGAAAAGAAGGGUAUUUAAAUUUAAUAUGAUAUUUAGGACUGAGAACUGGAAUUCUGCAUGGAGAAUCCUGAGAAUUCACCAAUCAUGUGGUAAGUGCCAGGGUAAUCAUCAAGCAAGCAUUUAAGAUUCUGAAUUAAAUAUAGGUAGCUUAAUACAUUUGGAAAGGGGAACAAAGUGCACCAUGGCAAAAUAAAACUCUAGUGACAAGCAACAGUUUUCAAGAUGCAAAAUAACUACAAAUGAUAGCAAAAACAAAGACAUUUCAACUCUUCAAGCAUUCUAAUUUUGGGAUAAAACCAAGAAAUUAUUAAUCUUUAUCAGGACCUAUUUCCCUUUCCUGUUUAUGCUGCAGUCAGUGUGAGACUACAUUACACUGGAUGUGGAAGAAAGUAGCUGGUCACAUGUCUGUUUAUGAGGAAAUCAGCCAAAAUAGAGAGCUGAAAUGGAAAUUCCACAGGCAAUGACUCAGUUAAUAGAGCAGCAGUUUAUUCUAGGCUAGUUCCAAUUUUAGAUUAUGUGCUACUGGAUGGAGUGAGUACUUUUUCCUCUCAAUUCAUGUUGGCAUUCUAGUUAAUACUAUAUUUAGCACUUGGUGUUUCUAAGAAAUUUAAUAUUUUUCCCUGUAAAAUUACCUUAUGUUCCUGUGCUUCUUAGAGCUAAUUAUUUUAUUUUUAAUUAUCAAUAGUAUCAAUAAAAAUUGUAUCAGAUGCCAUGACAUAAGAGAAAAAGAUGUCAUAGAUUUUUUUAUUGUCUCACUUUUCAAAGUGUUGAUUAAGUAAAACUUAUUUUUCUCUUUUUGUUAUUAGAGGACUCACUUUCCCACUUGGGUAUGUCACUGUUGUUUAUGUAAUCUUGCUGAUUAAUCUUACGUAUUUUAGAGCAUGUUAUAGUCCAUUUUUAGAAGACUGUCUACAACACUGAGUUUUUAGAUGAGACCCUAAAAAUUUGGUUGACUUAUAUUUUAUUCAAUUUUUAUAGUAGGCAUUGGAUAGUCCUUUUCACUGCUUAAAUCUACUGAGUAUUGUAAAAACUCACUGCUCACAGGAUUUUUUUGCAAAGUGACCCUGAUUGUCCUUCAAGACUUCAGAUCUCUUUGGGGACAAAAAGUCCUCAAAGAUAAAGUGGUACCUGGAUUUACAAAAAAUCAUUGAGGAUUCUUCCAAAAAAUGGAAAUAAGAAAAUAAAAUUGAAACAACAGAGAAAGAAGUUAAUUUUGUUUUAUAGCCAAGUGUUUGGUUUUUCCUAAGUGUCUUUGGUUGACAACAUCUGGAUAAAAGCACAAUGGCAAUUUUGAAACACGCCUAGUAUUUUCCAAUUACAGUUAGUAAUAUAAAAAUUUCAAAUAGAUGUUAUUACAACAUUGGUCAUCUAUCUGAUACCAUCUGGCUUUCAGAAGUUUCAUGAAGAUAGUAAAAAGUAAAAAGUUUUCCAAAUUUAGGCCUAUGAAAUGCCAAAAUGUGCUCAAAAUAGAUGUCAUUGAUUAUUUAAAAUGGCAGAUAAUUUGGUAGUUGGUGUUUUUAACUAUUUCUACUUCAAAUAUCCUUUAAAGUAGAUUCUUAGUUUUUAGGGUGUUCAGUUUUGUAAAUUUUUCUUAUAUAUUUUGAAUACUAACCCUUUAUCAGAUACAUCAUUUGCAAAUAUCUUCUC
Messenger RNA from Zalophus californianus (California sea lion), 10500 nucleotides. Its product is annotated as zinc finger X-linked protein ZXDB. Gene Ontology annotation, molecular function: transcription coregulator activity. Gene Ontology annotation, biological process: regulation of transcription by RNA polymerase II. The record is from RefSeq and is a predicted model, not a curated record. The transcript has a single exon. Gene Ontology annotation, cellular component: nucleus. The coding region runs from base 696 to 3125 and encodes 809 amino acids. NCBI's taxonomy places the organism in Eukaryota, Metazoa, Chordata, Mammalia, Carnivora, Otariidae.